Lodderomyces beijingensis is the source of this 1896-nucleotide messenger RNA. The record is from the annotation of a GenBank genome assembly. NCBI's taxonomy places the organism in Eukaryota, Fungi, Ascomycota, Pichiomycetes, Serinales, Debaryomycetaceae.
AUGUCGCGAGCUUUAUCGUCUACUAGAGUACUAAUCGGCUCAGAGGUGGGCCCAGGGACACUCAUAUUUUCCAUCGAAACGGGCAAAAUCAUCCACAUUGAAAAAAAAUUGGUGGAGCCGGGCGAUGCAAUACUCCGCGCCUACAAUGUGCUCCCCAUAGACUACAGAAACGUGACUCCCGCGGUGAUCAUGCCCGGUCUAGUCGACGCACACGUGCAUUUGAACGAGCCCGGGCGGACUGAGUGGGAGGGUUUCGCCACGGGCACCAGGGCUGCUGCCGCCGGCGGCGUCACCACGGUGAUCGACAUGCCCUUGAACGCGAUACCGCCCACGACCACCGUGGCCAAUUUCAACUUGAAGAUCAACGCGGCGCGAAACCAGUGCUGGGUUGAUACGGGCUUCUGGGGCGGGCUCAUCCCGACUAAUUUGCAAGACUUGAUCCCGUUGAUCAGGAUGGGUGUCAGAGGGUUCAAGGCGUUUAUGAUUGAAAGUGGAGUUGAGGAGUUUCCCGCGAUCACGCCCCAGAUUAUUGUCGAGGCUAUGAAAUUGGUCAAGCAUGAAAAGACCUUGUUGAUGUUCCACGCGGAGAUGCAGCCAAAGGAACAGCGAGCCGAGUUUGAGUUUUUGGGCGAUGAUGAUGAUGAUGAUGAUGAAGAAGAAGAAGACGAAGAAGAAGGGACAACGUGCAAUAGUGUUGAAGAAGAAGAUGGGUUGGUGUCGCCGGCCACUGUUGAGAGCGAGUUGAUGAAUGGAGAUUUCAACCUCGGCAUGUCGGCCUCAUUUAUCGAUAGAGCACCAAAACCGGUGGUCAAGCUCCUUAGACACGACCACGGUGAUCAUCUUCACGAACACGAAAACUGCAAAUUGCCUCAUAACCACGCCGGGUCCAUUGAUCACAAGAUUCUAUCUGACGCUCAAGCGAGAGCCUUGGCAAGAACUCCAGCGUUGGCAGGUGCGGAACCAACUUUUGGCAAAUAUGCAAUCAAGGUCAACAAGAUUGGCCGCGAUGGGUCAACGCAGGACCCGCCAUAUAGACUCAACCCGGAAAGCCCCAUGAUUGAAGAUACCAAAGUCAGCACUCCACUCUUUAUGGCCGCGCAAACAGACUCGAUUUUGGCCAACAUCGAUGCCACUUCAUAUGCAUCAUUUCUCGCGUCAAGACCCGAUAACUUUGAAACUACCGCCAUUGCAGAAAUCAUCAACUGCGCAACCAUGAUCCCGAGUGUCCCACUCCACAUUGUGCAUUUGGCAACGCACGAAGCCAUCCCCUUGCUCAGAGCAGCCAAGGCCAAAGGUUUGCUCAUCACGGCGGAAACCUGUUUCCACUAUUUAUCACUUUGCGCGGAAAAAAUCGGCAACUGCUCGACCCACUUUAAAUGCUGCCCGCCAAUUCGAACCGAUGACAAUAGGAAACUUCUUUGGAAAGCAUUGAGAAACGAUAUCAUCACCACGGUAGUGUCUGACCAUUCGCCAUGCACGCCCGAUCUCAAGGGCAUGGAAAAGGGGGACUUUUUUGAGGCCUGGGGCGGGAUAUCUAGUGUCGGGUUUGGCUUGCCCAUCUUGUUCACCGAGGGGCAAAAACUCAACCCGCCCGUCUCGUUGCCCGAGAUUAACAAGUGGUGCUCGCUAAACACGGCGAAGCAAGUUGGCUUGGACCACGUUAAAGGUUCGUUUCAAUUGGGAUAUGAUGCCGAUAUAUGCAUAUUUGAUACCGAGGCGGUUUUCAGGAUUGAAAACAACGACACUUUUUUCAAGAACAAGUUGACGGCGUACGAUGGUAUGGAGUUUAACGGCCGGGUGUUGGAGACUUUGGUUCGAGGUGUCACUGUUUAUGCUUAUGGCAAGGGCCAUUCGGAGGUGCCCACUGGCAAUUUGAUUUUAGAACCAAGGAAAUGA